Molecule: messenger RNA, 3971 nt
Organism: Phialemonium atrogriseum
Lineage: Eukaryota; Fungi; Ascomycota; Sordariomycetes; Cephalothecales; Cephalothecaceae
Exons: 19
Coding region: 1-3561 (1186 amino acids)
Cellular component (GO): cytoplasm
Molecular function (GO): metal ion binding; carbamoyl-phosphate synthase (glutamine-hydrolyzing) activity; ATP binding
Source: RefSeq, a predicted model, not a curated record
AUGUCGGCCAGACUUGUGGGCGGAGCCAGCCCUCUGCUCCGAUGCGGUCGGCCGGCUUCCCUGCCUCUGUCUCACUCCUCGAGGGCAUUCACGUUCCUCCGUGCCUUCUCAGUCAACGCCCCUCGAGUCCACACACCGCCGACCUACUCUAAGCUUGCCCAGAAGCGCUUCUUCGCCGCUGUCUCCGGUCCAACCUCGACCACCGCCGGCAAGGCCCAACCAGCGCCGAAUGCCAAAUUCUACCUCGAUAGCGGGGUUAUCAAGCCCCAGAUCCCGCUGGACAUCAAGAAGGUCUUGGUUGUUGGAAGCGGUGGCUUGUCUAUCGGCCAGGCCGGUGAAUUCGAUUACUCGGGCUCCCAGGCCUUGAAGGCUCUUAAGGAAGCCGGCAUCGCUUCCGUGCUUAUCAACCCGAACAUUGCCACGAUCCAGACCUCGCACUUCAUUGCGGACGAAACAUACUUCCUGCCGGUUACCCCUGAAUAUGUGACCUAUGUCAUCGAGAGGGAAAAGCCGGAUGGCAUCUUUUUGUCCUUCGGCGGGCAGACAGCUCUCAACCUCGGUGUUAACAUGCAAAACCACCCCGGCGGAUCCCUCUUCGACAAAUACGGCGUGAAGGUUCUAGGCACGAGUAUCCGGACUCUCGAAAUCAGCGAGGACCGCGACCUGUUCUCAAAGGCCCUGGAGGAAAUCAACAUCCCAAUCGCCAAGUCCAUUGCCGUCUCGACGGUUGAGGAAGCGCUCGAGGCUGCUGAGAAGGUCCAGUAUCCCGUCAUCAUUCGUGCUGCCUUCUCUCUGGGCGGCCUGGGCAGCGGCUUUGCCAACAACAGGGAAGAGUUGAGGCAGAUGAGCGCCAGGAGCUUGGCCCUCUCGCCACAGAUCCUCGUCGAGAAGAGUCUCAAGGGCUGGAAGGAGGUGGAAUACGAAGUCGUCCGGGAUGCGCAGAACAACUGCAUCACGGUGUGCAAUAUGGAGAACUUCGACCCCUUGGGCAUCCACACGGGAGACUCGAUCGUCGUCGCACCAUCCCAGACCCUCUCGGACGAGGAGUACCACAUGCUUCGAACGGCCGCUAUCAAGAUUGUUCGCCAUUUGGGGGUUGUGGGCGAAUGCAAUGUCCAAUACGCGCUUCAACCAGACGGACUGGAUUACCGAGUCAUUGAGGUCAAUGCCCGGUUGUCGCGGUCGUCGGCCCUGGCCUCAAAAGCCACGGGCUAUCCUCUGGCUUAUACAGCUGCAAAGAUCGGCCUCGGUAGCGAUCUCCCGAGUUUGCCCAACGCCGUGACCAAGACAACCACCGCCAAUUUCGAGCCGUCUUUGGACUAUGUCGUCGUGAAAAUCCCAAGGUGGGAUCUCAGCAAGUUCCAGCUCGUAGACCGGGCAAUUGGCUCGGCCAUGAAGUCGGUCGGCGAGGUCAUGGCCAUCGGCAGGACGUUCGAGGAAGCCAUUCAAAAGGCCGUUCGCAUGGUCGAUCCUAGCUUCCCGGGGUGGUAUAAUCCGGAAAAGCAGCAUUUCGAUGAUAUCGACCACGUCUUGCAAAACCCGACUGAUCGCCGGUGGCUAGCAGUUGGCCAGGCCAUGUUGCACGACGGCUACUCCGUCGAUAAGCUGCAUGAACUGACCAAGAUUGAUCGGUUCUUCCUUUACAAGCUCCAGAACAUUGUGGACUGUGGCAAGGAGCUUGAAGCCGCCGACGGUCUCGAGUCCCUGAGAAAGGAGCAGGUCCUGAAGGCCAAGAAGAUGGGCUUCUCCGACAAGCAGAUCGCGAUGGCUUGCAAGUCGACCGAGGAGAAGGUGCGGGCCUACCGCCUCAGCCUCGGGAUCCGCCCGUGGGUGAAGAAGAUCGAUACCCUGGCCGCCGAAUUCCCUGCCGAUACCAACUACCUGUACUGCACAUACAACGCCUCUACGCAUGACGUCACCUUUGAGGACAAGGGAACCAUCAUCCUCGGCAGUGGUGUUUACAGGAUUGGCAGUUCCGUGGAGUUCGACUGGUGUGCCGUCUCGGCGACCCAGGCUUUGCGACGGAUGGGAAAGAAGACGGUCAUGAUCAACUACAACCCUGAAACUUAUUCCACAGACUUCGACACAGCGGACAGAUUGUACUUCGAGGAGUUGAAUUACGAGCGUGUUCUCGACAUCUACGAAGCCGAAACUGCCAGCGGCGUGGUUGUCUCGGUCGGUGGCCAGCUGCCCCAGAAUAUCGCCUUGAAGCUACAGGAAUCUGGCGGGGCAACGGUCCUCGGCACAGAUCCCAAGGAUAUCGACAAGGCCGAGGAUCGCAAGAAGUUCUCGGAGAUCCUUGACAGCAUCGGUGUUGACCAGCCGGAGUGGGCCGAGCUGACUUCGGUCGCCGAGGCCGAGCAGUUCGCCAACGCUGUCGGGUACCCUGUGAUCUGCCGUCCCAGUUAUGUCUUGUCCGGUGCUGCGAUGACGGUUAUCCGAAGCGAGGAAGAGCUCAAGGACAAGCUCCUAGCUGCCGCCUCGGUCAGCCCGGAGCACCCAGUCGUGAUCAGCAAGUUCAUCGAAGGUGCCCAGGAGAUCGACGUCGAUGGUGUGGCUUCUGAGGGCAAGCUCCUCAUCCACGCCGUCAGCGAGCACGUUGAGAACGCCGGCGUGCACUCGGGAGACGCGACGCUGGUGCUGCCACCGGUGAAUCUCGAGCAGGGUGUCAUGGACGGUGUCAAGGACAUCGCCGAGAAGGUCGCCAAGGCUUGGAGUAUCACCGGCCCCUUCAACAUGCAGAUCAUCAAAGCCGAUGACCCUGCUGGCGGACCGCCCAAGCUGAAGGUUAUCGAGUGCAACCUGCGGGCGUCGCGGUCCUUCCCCUUCGUCAGCAAGGUUCUUGGCGUCAACUUCAUCGACGUGGCCACCAAGGCACUCGUCGGCAAGGAGGUGCCAGAGCCGCAGGACCUGAUGGCCGUGAAGCGCGACUACAUCGCCACCAAGGUGCCGCAGUUCUCGUGGACGCGCCUCCUGAAGGCCGACCCCUUCCUGGGCGUCGAGAUGUCGUCGACGGGCGAGAUCGCCUGCUUCGGCAAGGGCGAGGACAAGGAGGCGGCGCUGGUGGACGCGUACUUUGCGUCGAUGCAGUCGACCAUGAACUUCCGGCUGCCGCAGCCGGGCGAGGGCCUGCUGUUCGGCGGCACCGACAAGGCCGCGCUGGCCAAGGUGGUCGCCCACCUGGCGCCGAUGGGGUACAAGCUGUACGCGGCCGAGCAGGACGUCAUGGAGGCGAUCCGCGCCGCCGACGUGGGCGGCGCCGCGGCGCACGCCGCGGUCGUCGACUUCCCCGAGGACAAGGGCGUGCUGCGCGAGAUCUUCCAGAAGCACGACAUCCGCGGCGUCUUCAACCUCUGCCGCACCCGCGCCAAGGACGUCCACGACGUCAACUACAUCAUGCGCCGCAACGCUGUCGACUUUGGCGUGCCGCUGUUUAUGGAGAGCCAGACCGCCAUGCUCUUCGCCAAGUGCCUGGCUGCCAAGCUCCCCCGGCCAGAGGGCAUGCCGAGCGAGGUCCUCCGGUGGUCCGAGUUCAUCGGCGGGAAGCCCCCUUCCCUGUAAAUGCCGCGUGUGCAUGAGAACGAGACGGUUGGAUUGGGAUUGGGGGCUCGGGGGAAAGGGGGCUCCGUUGGCCGCGCGAUAAGUUGUAAAGCGUCGGGGUCGUGGAUGUGACGAAUUAUAAAAAGAAGAAAAAAUAACCCCUUAUUAUUCCCUGCCCCCCUUUCCCCUCUGCUCAUUGUCGAGGCGUUUGGCCUUUUUGUCAUUUUCGUUUUGUCAGCUUUUUCAUAGGACGGCAUUUGACUUUCAGGCUUUUGGUUUGUAGAUUGACCUGGAGUAUGUGGCAAUUGAACCUGCCGGGCUGUCGGCGUAUUUGAUUCUGAGUAGCACAAUUGGGGUUACUGAUCUGACUUCGCCCCCCUUUUUCUUACAAUCUCAGCACGGUUCGCACAGCAAAAUAUUAGGAGGAAGAC